AUGGACUCUCCCCAGCAAUCCCCCCAGCUUUCUCCAACCAGCCCUACAAGAUCAAGACCCUCAUCUAGAGGCUCCCAUCUCACCCUUGAUCUUUCAAGCCUUCCCCCACUCACCCAGCCUGCCGUCCCCACCAACACUCUCCUCAUCACCAAUCUAGUAAACCCCGAAACAUUCAACCCCGUGCACCUUCAGCAGCUCCGUGAAAUCAUUGACGCCUCCGCCCCCGUCGUCUACUGGUCGCCCCUCAAGUCCUUCCGCCGUAUCGUAUGCUCCUUCUCCUCCACCGAGGACGCAAUCACUGUACGCCAGGCUCUUGAUGGCGAGACAAUCAUGGGCGAUCGUACCCGUGUCUACUUCGGCGAACACACGCCCAUCCAGCCCGUCGACCAGCACCUCCAGGCGCCGGAGAGCAAGAAGCUCUUCUUCAUCUCCCCGCCACCUUCCCCACCACACGGAUGGGAGAGCAAGAACGAGGAACCACCAAAUGCGACCAUUGUUGCGGAGGACCUGGCCCACGCGCUUGCAAAGUUGAACUGCAACACCAAGCCGAGACCGAGAAGCGCGAGCUCGGUAGUAUUGUUCGAGCCUGAGGAGCAGGAUGGAAAGUCAAUGCCAGCUAUCUCAGUAGACGACUACACGGAUUCGGGCGAUGAGAGGUCGCCAGUUGAGAUCAGUGCGGCAGCCAGUGUUUUCCACACUCAGAGACCUCCGGUUGAGCUUAUUCAAGAUGCUUAG
This is a messenger RNA of Morchella importuna, 735 nucleotides long. RefSeq lists its product as uncharacterized. Gene Ontology annotation, biological process: calcium-mediated signaling. The record is from RefSeq and is a predicted model, not a curated record. Lineage: Eukaryota; Fungi; Ascomycota; Pezizomycetes; Pezizales; Morchellaceae. Gene Ontology annotation, molecular function: nucleic acid binding; calcium-dependent protein serine/threonine phosphatase regulator activity. The coding region runs from base 1 to 735 and encodes 244 amino acids. Gene Ontology annotation, cellular component: cytoplasm; nucleus. The transcript has 3 exons.